CGUCUGCGACCGCUGGAAUCUCUUUGCCAGCCUUAAAUGAUGACACACUCCUUUAUUUUUCAAUCUGACAUUGUCUUUAUUAGGCAAUGGUGGGUAAAUGUGGUUACCGGCUACGUCCCAUUAUUUCUGUUCCGCUCUAGUUCUCUCAGCAUAUAAACUCACCCUAGUUCUCUCAGCAUAUAAACUAACCCUAAUUCGCUCAGCAUAUAAACUCACCUGCCCAAUGCUGAUACAUUUCCCUUGGCGUAUUCAAAAGUGUGUCGAGCCACCACCAUAUUUAGGUGUUGUAUCUUUGAAGAAGGUGAAUAUAUUCAAUACUUUGGGGAUAGGCGACGACACUUGUGAAUAAGAUAGAG
Pseudomassariella vexata is the source of this 356-nucleotide messenger RNA. RefSeq lists its product as uncharacterized. Bases 98 to 349 code for a protein of 83 amino acids. NCBI's taxonomy places the organism in Eukaryota, Fungi, Ascomycota, Sordariomycetes, Amphisphaeriales, Pseudomassariaceae. The record is from RefSeq and is a predicted model, not a curated record. The transcript has a single exon.